UUUCUCCACAGAGGGCUGGUCACCUCCCCAUGCUGUGCUGCCCAGUGCAGCAGUCUGGGAGCUGAUCUUGUUUGUGAAGACAGGCCAAAAAAAAGCAUUGAGUACAUUAGCUUUUUCCACAUUGAGUGGAAAUUAGCUAUAUUUACAGAAAUUUCCACAUUGAGUACAUUAGCUAUACCCACUGGAUCAGCCUUGUCCACAUAUUUGUUGACCCCCUCAAAGAAUUCUAAUGGACUGGUGAAGUAUGAUUUUCCUUUACAAAAGCAAUGUUGACUCUUUUCCAACAUAUUGUGUACAUCUCUGUGUCUGAUAAUUCUCUUUUUGACUAUGAUGUCAACCAGUUGCCUGGUACUGAAAUUUUGCUUACCAGCCUGAAAUCGCCAGGGUCGCCUCUGGAGCCUUUUUAAAAAAUCGGUGUUACAUUAGCUGUCCUCCAUUCAUGUGGAUGCUGAUUUUAAGCAAUAAUUUACAUACCACAGUUAAGCCUUGUCUACGCUGCAGAGUUUUGUCGACAAAACAGUGGAGGUGCAUACACACUACAAUGUUCCUUCUGCCAACAAAACUCAUGCUUUGCUGAGAAAAUAAAACCACUUCUAUGAGAGGUGUAGAGCUUUUUGCACAAAGUUAUAUCGACAGUGUCAGGGUAGACACUGUGCUUGGUUAUGUCACAGUAAAGGGCCGCAAGGAGAUGUCCCACAAUGCCCAUCCUGACUGCUCUGGUCAACAGUUCAAACUCUGCUACCCUGUACCCAGAUAUACAGGCAUCCGCCCCUUCCCCUUUAAAGGCACAGGGCUUUUUGAAAUUCCACUUCCUGUUUACUCAGCGUGGUGCACUUUUAUGGCAACUCUCCAUCUGACCAGGGCAGUUUCACGCUCCAAACGCUCUUCUGCUUGGAGCACACCAGAGCUGUUGAAUCUGCUGAGUAUAUGCGGAGAGGAAGCUGUGCAGUCCCAGCUCCACUCCAGCUGGAGGAACUUCAGUAGCAACGGUCAGAUUUCCCGUGGCAUGUUGGAGAAGGGCUAUGAAUGGGACAUGCAGCAGUGCCAUGCAAAGAUUAAGGAGUGGAGGCAGGUGUACCAGAAGGCAAGGGAGUCAAACCCUCAUUCCGGUAUUGCGCUGAAGACCUGCCAAUUCUAUAAGGAGCUGGACACCAUUCUUGGUGGUCGAGGUGGGGCUGCCACCAAAAGGCCUGUGGAUACUUCGGUGGGACUGGAGACAGUGGACAGCAGAAUCAGCCUCAAGGAUGAAGUAGUGGACAAGGAGGUCGAGUUGGAGGAGAAAAUGGAACAGUUGACAGGGUCGUCCAGGACCCUGGGGAGCCAGGAGCUCUUUUCAACUCCAGAGGGUUCAAGCCAUUCCCAGCACUCCAUCUCUGGCGUGCAUGAUGCAGGAGAGGGGAGCUCUGAUGUGGCCUUCAGGGGAACCCCUUACACAACGGCGGAGCACCUCCACCAGAUAAGGAAGUGAUUGAAGAUUGGAGCAUCUAUCAAAACAUGUCCUCUUUACUCCUCCUCAGAGGACAAUAAACAAGAACUCAGGGCAUGGAGAGAGACUUUAAAAAGACAAAUAUAAAACAGGCAGGACAGAAAGGAGAGCCAGGAGUGAAUUUUAAUGGGCCAGGAGUGGAUGAUAAAAGUGAUGGAGGACCGAAGUCCCAAAUUACAAUGCAGGCUGAAUUCAUGCAUGCUCGCCUCCUCCCCCCUCACAGCAAUACCGAACUGCUUGCCUUCUGCCCCUUGAAGCCAAUACUGAACUGCUUGCCAUGCUCCUCCUAAACUCCUCCCCACACCUUCCUUCCAACCUCCUGACCUGUCUUGUUACUCCAUUCACUCUAUCCCUUUGGACAGUUUCCAAAAUGACAGCUGGACUUACACAUAGCUAUGAGAGUCUACCCUGCCCUUCACUGUUAUCUCCCUUCCCCCCAAGCAUUUAGUGUGUGUGGUUGUUUUGUAUUUAAUAAAAAC
Chelonia mydas (Green sea turtle) is the source of this 1965-nucleotide messenger RNA. RefSeq lists its product as uncharacterized. The record is from RefSeq and is a predicted model, not a curated record. NCBI's taxonomy places the organism in Eukaryota, Metazoa, Chordata, Testudines, Cheloniidae. The transcript has 2 exons. The coding region runs from base 596 to 1468 and encodes 290 amino acids.